CGAAGCGACAGAAUAAUUGAUUAUCUGCUUGAAUAUUAACAGCUUCUAUUUGAUCCGAAAUGAAGGGUGCUUUGACAGUUGUCGGCGGAGUUUUUAUUCAUGUAGCUUUGGGGGUCUUGUUUACCUUUGGUGAGUAAUAAUUUAACAUAUAAACUAAGAACUUAGUAUGCCGAGUAUAUAAUCUUGAACUGCUUGUGCCAGUGUAAGUAGUGGCAAUACGAACAAGCUUUCGUUUGUAGGGAUGCAACUACCUGAAGAAUAUAAGGAGAAUUUCGACGUUUCGAGCGAAGGCCCUUCGUCUGGAGUUAAUGCCCAGUGAACUUGGUCUAGCAAGAUAUAUAUAUAUAUAUAUAUAUAUUUAAAGAGGCAUAUGCAUUGAAGUGUAUCUAAGAUGUCAUUUGAUAUUUGCACCCUUUUCUCUGCAAUAUAUGUAUACUUGAUGUAGACUUGAUUUUUCCACUUUUUUAGUAAAACAAGGGAGUCUAUAACUAUAUAUAAAUAUAAUUUUAUUUAUUAUAUAAACAAUAUUUCAUAUUAAAUAUGUACAAUAAUACGCCAAGUCAGAUAUAGGAAAUACCAUACGGUUGAUGAUGCAUAUAUACAAUAUACUACAACAAUGAAAAUGGUUGGCUGCUAACACAGAUCAAUGCACUGAUCAAUCAACGUUUAAUUUUAAUAGUCACGCAUUGUUACGCACGGGGAAUUUCAAGCCUAAAGGUUUGAUUAUGAUAGAAUACAUGAUAGAGUGGGAAAGCAUUAAGAACAUGUCGAACAGAUGUCCAUGGUCGCUUGACAAUGACUGCCAACUCUCGUGCACUCUCAUCCUCGUAACCUCGUUUGACACUGUUUGAUCUGGGAUAUACAUACAUAGUUUACAUAUCUUUUGGAAUGUCCGGUUUCGAACGCCCGCACGUGGAUUUAUUUCAUUAAUUAUCUUUCUGGCAAAUAUUCGUUAUGUUUUCUACUGGCACUAAAGCCCGGCACACACUGGAUCUAUCAACUGAGCUGAGCAUCACUCGUGACUGUUGGCGUAAAGGCCAUUUUCCAUUGCAGUCGUUUUGCCCGCGCGGGCGGAGCGAACAUUACUCAACUUUCUCUCUAGUUGUCUAAUCUGUGCAUUUCUUGUCCGCCUGACUGCUCGCGGACACGCCAUGAAAGUAGAACUACAUUCAACUUUCUUGGCGUGCCCGCGUGACUGAUUUUUCACGCGAUUAAAAUUGGUCGCUGCACCCGCGCGGUCAAAGCGACCGCAAUGUUGUUGCCUCAAAGUGAUGCCUAUCACAGCAAUAUGACUGAUAUAAUUGUAUGUCUUCAGGGCUCAGAGGGUCGUGGUUCCCCCUGUUGGACAUUACCCAAGGGGUUACGAUUACAGCCGUGGUGGGAGUUGGACUUUUUCGUCCAUGGGGAAUACACAUGCUGUGUAUUUGUGAGGAUGGAGUGUUCCCAAAGGUCACCCUCAACCCCAUAGACUCAAACAAAUCAAUGUAUUGUACAGUGUAUUGUAAAGUAAACAAUGACCAUACUGGGAUCUACUACCCCUUGGACAUUUAGGAUGCCCAUCUCGGGGAUCUAAUACUACAGCUAGAACAUCAGUGAGGCCAGGAAAAACCUGCAAUAUAUAUACAGGAAACCUAGAUGGGGCCAAGACAACCAGUCAUUUCCCCACAAAGCUUCUAUCUUACAAGUUCUUAUUCUUAAUUGGAGGGUUGGUAACACGACAAACAAAGCUGACCAUCAUUUUUUUAUUUAUUUCCCCUUAAGAUUUAAUUAUGUCAUUGUGUUCGUUAAACAAUUUUGCAACAUGUAUUUGUUAACCCCACUUAUUUGAUUGAAUUAUGAUUGGUGGAACUGGACAUAACACAUACUCUCAAAUAAUGUGACAUUAAUCUCAGAAAAAUCGCUUGUUCAUUAUUUUAAAAUAGCAGGAUCAAAAUUCAAGUCAGGUGUUUAUAUUAACCACAGUGUUGUGAUUGAACAUGCAAUCAUGCAUGCAUGAGAGUAGCAGAGAUUGUAAGAAUAUGUAUUUGGUAGACUAAAUAGAUCAUGCAUGCAGUAUAGUGAUAAAACAUUAAUUCUUUUUCACGAGUAUCGACAUACAUUGUAUCGUACCAAUCUUUCAUGAUAUCCAACUUGUCGAUUUAUCGCAAAUGUAGAUAAAGUGAAAAACCCCAGAGUUUUAAGCCUAGCGCACACUGGUGCACUUAGCACGCACACAUGUCAUUCGUGACAAUUGUGGUUUACACAUAAUCCUAGUCUGCGGGGACCAAUUUUGGAUUGUCUCAGUCAUUCGUGUCGUAUCAAACGUGUUUGAUAUUUUCUGUCACGCGUGACAAAAUGUGCCCAGUGUGCGCUGAACAAAUGCGAGCAAUUCAUGCAGCAAGAAAUAUGCAAGUAUAUUAACUUCAAAGUUCAAUAGAAGAAACUUGUAUAAGUAUGGGGGAACAACGCAGUGAACUUGUUGCCGAAGCAAUUUUAGAAGUCAAACUUUGUCUAUAUGUGGCCCGAAUUUCCAUGUAUUUAUAACGUGCGCUCGCCAGAUUUCAAAAAUAGAGGUCUACGAGAAAAGGCUUUUGAAGAAAUUGCGGAAAAGUUGGGACAAUCCGGUAAGUCUUUACACAAAUUAGAUUAUGCAUCAACAUUUUAUGCUUGUUUCAUGUGCAUCAUUUGUAAUAAUUUCGUGUAUCUCUUUACUUAUUAAAGUGACCUGGGUCAAAGCAAAAAUUAAAUGAACAAGCUACACAAGAAGCAAAAAGCAGGCGUCAAGUGGCAGUUCUCGAAAAAAACCCACCAAAUGGACAAGCUGACUUGCUGAAAAGUUACAAUUUCUUGAGCCUUUCGUUGCAAUUGGAACACCGAUCUCGAUCAUGGAUUAUGUAAUUUUUUUUUUUAAAGUCUUCAUUAACAAUAUAAACGGCCGGUACCAAUACAGGUAUAAGUUUUAAAUUCCAGCCAUAUAUAUAUAUAUAUGUAUUUAGCUGGAUUAAAAGUAUUUUGAAGAGUAAUUAAUUAGAGAGAUUACUCGGGUUAGCUGAAUUUAUUCAUAUAUAAAUUUGCACACAAUAUUGAAUUAAAUAUGUUCUGGUUAGUUAAUCAUAAUGUCUUGCCAUGGAACCAUCCCAUGGUUACUGAAAAAAGUUGUCAGUAGUUCACGUUGCGUUUUAGCAUUUCUUGAAUGGCUACGAUCUGUGCUGUAUGGAUCUAUUGCAGUGAUCCACACCAUGAUCUAUCUGUAAGCGUAUGAUCACUAUUUUCUACAUCAGCUACGGAUACAUAGUAUAGCCUUUGUUACGUUCAACCAAAUAUUUAUGCAAACAACACGCUGCCAGAAUUAGAUGUGUUAUCUUUUCCGGCUUUAUUGUUGUUAGAAAAACUCUCCAUCUGUUCGCAUGCAAAGAUACCGAACGCAUUUUCAACAACACGCCUGGCACGUGAAAGACGAUAGUUGAAUACGCGUUUUUCUUUAUCUAAAUGUCGGUGUGGAUAUAGCUUCAUGAGAUGUUUGCUCAUUAGGAAGGCAUCGUCACCAACAAUGUAGUAAUAUAUAGUGAAAGAAACAAUUCCUUGAAUAGAAGCUGGUGGUGGCAAAUUGAGCUGGUUUUCAGCCACAGCUUUCAUCAAGGUAGAAUUAUUGUAUACACCAGCAUCUCCUGCUCGUCCUGAUGCGCCAACAUGUAUGUAAAUAAAUUUAUAAUUGGCAUCAGUACAAGCCAAGAACAGAAUGCUAAAGAAGUGUUUGUAGUUAAAAAAUGCUGAUCCACUUCCACUAGGCUGCUGUAUCGCGAUGUGCUUUCCAUCGAUGGCUCCAAUACAGCAGGGAUAGUUCCAUUUUUACUCAAAUUGUUCAGCUACAUUCAACCACUCCAAUGUGGUGGAAGGUGUCUGAAAAAAAGAAUUUCGAAACAUUAAAUUCAGCUUUUUUUUAGGACAUUUUUGAUGCACAAUCUUAUUCUUCUAAAAUGGAUGAAAUAGACGCAGAACUCUUCGAGGUAGACGAUAGCUGCGGUCAAAACGACUCGGAAACAUCAAGCAACUUGUUAGAAAAUGUCAAUACUGUCCAGUUCACAAAAUCGACAAAGGAACCAUUAAAAGUAAAAGCAAGCAGAAAGAAGCAGGCCGAAGAAGAGUUCAAAUUACUUAAAAAUCUAGCUGUUUCCACUGGAGAAAGAAAAGCGAAGAAGGCAAAGUUAGGGACCCAGAACAAUGGUACAGCUGAAUAUGCUUUUGGUCGUUAUGUGGUCCAUGCGUUAUCUGAACUUGACCCAGCCACAAGAAUUUUUUCCCAACAUGAAAUCAUUAAUAUUUUGUUCCAAGCUCAAACUGGAGAACUUAGGAGCAAGCACAGUAUCAGAACGCUCCCACCUUCGCCAGUUAUACAACCACAACAACAGACCUUUCAGCCAAUAUCUAGACCAAACAUUAUUCCCAGACCGUCAGCAAUCCUUAAGUCGUCAGACCAUCAUUCUUCGGCACGAAUAGUCAACCAUGCAGUAGUAUACCAUCUAUAGAGACAAGUUUUCACCAUGGCCCUCGAUCCUCGAUGGAACAAUCUCGUGGUUAUGCCGACCAGAACUGGUGUAAAGUUUUAAAUGAAAGGGAGUCUAUAUUUAUUUCAUCUUGUGGCCAACAGCAAGAAGACACAGUGGAAUAAUAAAUUAUUCACAUGUAGACUGCAGUGAAGACGUUGUGUAGCCUGUGGCAACUUAUGGCAACUAUCGUUAUGUUAUAAUGAAAGUACUACACGUUUGUAAAAGUGUUGUGUAAAAAUUUAAAAUGAUAGUCACCUUCAUAUAUUGUUGUUUCAGUGCAAUGUAAAGUGCCUGACAGGUCUCUUCGACCAUUUCCGAGAUAGUUCUCUCGCCAAUUUGAAAUUGAAACGAUAGACUCCUGAAAGUCUCUUCUGGGUAUAGAAAGAG
Messenger RNA from Paramuricea clavata, 4913 nucleotides. Lineage: Eukaryota; Metazoa; Cnidaria; Anthozoa; Malacalcyonacea; Plexauridae. The record is from the annotation of a GenBank genome assembly.